AACAGCGAGCAGCGGUGAUACAUCGAUUUUGUUAACGGACGACGAUUUAACAUUAAAUAAAUCACCAACCGUUACAAGUUUAUAUGCUUGAAUAUUUUUCACUUGAAUAGAAUAGUAAUCUAAUACUUAAAAUAUUGUUGAUACUAAACUUAAAAAUCUUUAAAGUAUAGUAUUUGAAGAAUUAUCAAGAUACAUUAAAUACAUUAGUAUAUUAAUAUACAUAGAUAAAGAAAAGAAAAUAAAGUGAAAUUCAAUAUAUCAUGGAUGAUCAACAAGGUUCUCUAUCAGAUAAUACAGAAUUUCAUAUAAAUAAAGUUUUUGAAGCUAUAACUGUAGAUUUAAAAAAUAAAACUGGAUCUUUUGUUCAGUUUGGAUUAUCAAAUCAACAAAAUCAGUCUUGUGGCUGGACUGAUUAUCCUCCAUGUCACGUACAGUAUAUACAUGAUUUAUCUACACAAUCAAACAUAUCUACUAUUUCAUCUAUUACUGAAAUACCAUCACCGCUUUACACCAAGGUAUUAAAAAAUACAGAUUAUCCAGUGCAGUGUAUUUGUAUUCCAUAUCAAAAUACGAGUCAUUUGGAAAUAAAUGCAAAUAAUGAUUUAAUUUGUUUAAUAGAUAUUGGAGGUGGUAAUUUUAUAAAUAUCGUUUAUGUAAAUAAUACUCAAUUUAUAGCUGAACAAUGUCAAUCCAGUAGUUCAUCAUCUUAUAAAAAUACUUCAAAUAUUGAUCAUGACUAUGGAUUCUCCAAUAAUCAACUAAUUCAGGUACCUCUAUCUACUGGUACUUCUUUAACUCAAAAGUCUAAUAGAAAACAGUUGAUAGACAAUCUUUCACAAAACUUGGUGCCUAAUAUAUCUGGAACCUAUAUACCACUUGGUGGGUCAUCUAAUGUGACUAUAGUACAACAGUUAAUACCAGAAUUCAAACGAUUUCAAAAACUACCAAAAAACUUAUUAAAGACACAGCUAAAAACAAUUUCAGAAGUUAUACCGUUGAGACUUUCUUAUUCAGAUGUAUUAUCAAAGUCAAUUCUUACUUCUUCUUUUCUGACAAUAGCAGCAUUAAAACCAAUACAAGAGAAUUCAAUGAAGAAAGUUAUAGGUAAAAAUUUGAAAAAUAAAAGCAGAACAGUAGUUUUGAAAUAUCAAAAUUUGUCUGUUAGUGAACAUGGUUCACCAAAAUUUGAAUUACCAAAAACAUUGGUUAAAAAAGUUAAUUCCAAUUUAUUAAGACAUUGUAUCUCAUUAAAUGAUAUAAGAUCUUUAAAUAGAUCUGCAAAUGUAACUUGUGAUAUGUUUAAUAAUUUUGAGAAAAAAGAAGAUUUGAAGUUUUUGAAAAGAAAUGAUAAAGCCGAAACAUUAAAUAAUUCUAACAUUCAGAAUAAUAGUACAAAAAGAAUAAAUCGUUUACAAAGAUGUCCAAUUCAAAUAAACAAUAAUUUAUAUAUGAUAAAUAGCUUUAGUAAAACUGUUUGUAUAAACAACAAAAUAGAAACUAUUAAAUUGCAACAAAUGAAGAAUCAACAAAAUCGAAAAAAAGAUAGCAAUGCCACAACUUUUAGGGAUAUGUCUAAAACUUUUUAUAAAUAUUAUAAUCAUUGGAGUCAAAUAAUUUUCAAAAUAUUAUUUUGGCUUCUGUAUUUGAUCUGUAAUGUUUUUAUUAUAAGUGUAAAUCUUAUGGUCCAACUUAGGAAACAUUGCUUGUAUAAUUUUACUGUGUAUGUAAAAUACUUAUGGAUCUAUAUGUUGUCCAAAAUUUCACAAAUUCAUUUUCUAAAUAAUUUUACAAAAUGGAUAUAUGUCUGGUUUGGUAAUAAGUUUGCAUUUUGGAAACGUCUGAAAACAGAAAAUAAAACAGAUAGAUGUACAAAUUUAAUAGGAGGAUUAGAUACUAACAUUAUCCUGCCAACUACUGGUGAAGAAGCUAUGAAAAGAUUAUUAGCUUGUAAAGGAAAAGAUCCAUACAGUAUAUUAGGAGUUACUCCAACUUGUUCUGAUGAUGACGUUAAAAAAUAUUAUAAAAGACAAGCUUUUUUAGUUCACCCUGAUAAAAACAAUCAACCUGGUGCAGAAGAGGCUUUCAAAAUUUUGGUUCAUGCAUUUGAUAUAAUAGGAGAACCAGAGCAAAGACAGGUCUUUGAUCAAACAAGACAAGUUGAAGCUACUUGGGGCGAAUUAAAUGACUUGAUUUGUCAGUUGCAUAAAAAAAUGGAGCAAGCAGCUAAUACAAUACAUUGUACCAAUUGUGGAUUACGACAUAAACGUAUCCUAACUCAACGUCCUUGCUAUGCUGCACGUUAUUGUGUUCAGUGUCAAAUUCGACACAGUGUAAGAGAGGGUGAUAUUUGGGCAGAAUCUUGUUUUAUGGGCUUUCUUUGGUAUUACUACGCAUGUAUGGAAGGUGCUGUAUAUGAUGUGACUGAUUGGGCAGCCUGUCAAGCUCAUAGUUUGAAAUACCUUAAAGCUAAUAUACAUGCCAUUCAAUACAGAAUAGUUUUAGGUCAGCGACCAAUUUUCGACAGCAUUAAUUCUAAUAAUAUUAAAAAAAAGUCAACUAACUCAAAUACAAGAUAUCAAGCAGAUUUAGAAGAUUUUCUACAUAACUUUUAUAACCAUAACAAUGGCCGAUCAAGCUGUACAAUGAGUUCGAAUUUAAUGAAAGGAGACAAUCGACGACGCAAAACCAAGCGAAAGAAGUAAAACGCGUGAAAUAUAUUUUUUCUGUAUAGUUAUUUAUACUUAUUAAAGUGCUUAAUGAUUAGUUGAAUAUAUUUUUUGAAUAAUUGUUGGUUACAACAAAAAUUAAAUUUAUUAAACUUUUUUAGAAUCUUUAUUCAUAGUAUCAUUUGAUUUAAAAAUAUUCGAAUAUUUUAAAAUUCACAGAAAUAUUAUGGCGUAGAAGCAUAAAGAUUAUAAUUUUCAUACAUAUGUAACAUAUUGAUGUCACUUGUCGUAUUGCCUAAGGUGUGUUCGUAUGAGUAUGGAUCAAAUUUGAAUUAUUAAAAAUAAACAAAUAUCCUAAA
This is a messenger RNA of Phymastichus coffea, 3025 nucleotides long. RefSeq lists its product as uncharacterized. The record is from RefSeq and is a predicted model, not a curated record. Gene Ontology annotation, molecular function: dopamine receptor binding. Lineage: Eukaryota; Metazoa; Arthropoda; Insecta; Hymenoptera; Eulophidae.